Iphiclides podalirius (scarce swallowtail) is the source of this 2205-nucleotide messenger RNA. The record is from the annotation of a GenBank genome assembly. NCBI's taxonomy places the organism in Eukaryota, Metazoa, Arthropoda, Insecta, Lepidoptera, Papilionidae.
AUGGUAUUUCAUGAUGCGGUAAACGUGGCAAUCAAUCAAGUUGAUUAUGAGCCUGAUUCCAGUGUAAAUGGGUCUCUAGAGAGUGUAAGUAUGAUUGGACCAGAGUUGUGCAGCCUGGGUGAAGCAUGGGCACCAUUCAUAGCACCAUGGUGCAUAAAUUUGAUUAUGGACAUAGCCACUGAUAAAGCAAAUCUACCAAAUGCAACAUUACAGACAACAGAUCCUGUUAGAGUAUUGUUGGAUAUAACAACACAAAAUUUGACACUUCUUAAUUCUGAGGAAAGAGCCAAAUGUAUUGAUAUGAUGCUAGGUUGUAGAGCUUGCUCCUGGGCUGUGGGAUGGGUUGGCCGAGCUGAGCCUGCAUUGGUAGCCCCCAGAGCUUUAGCACUCGGAGCUGAUGCAGCGAGAGCGGUAUUGGCACAUCUUGCAAACCAUCCUCCAGCACUACUUCAUGUGAGAGCUGCGCUUGUGGAGCUUUUUCAGGAAGGUCUUAAGGAAAAUAGUCAAGCUGAAAAAAAACGUGAUGUUAUACCGUAUCUAUUAAAUUUGGCUUUAAAAUCGGAUAUAGUGCUAAAAGCCCUUACACAAGAUAUUGAACAAACAUUGACCGAUGACGUCAUGGAGCGUCUGUCUGUAGUAUGUGCGGCUCAAAGGAACAGCGGAGCUUGGGAAGGUGUCGGUCCAACCUCACUAGUGGCUUUGCUUCUUCGUUCUGACAUACGCUGCCUUCUACUGCUGCUAAAACAUGCCCAGAGAAACUUAUUUUCAAGGCAGCUGCUCGAGUACCUCUUGCAAAAGCUGGAGUUUGAAUGCUUGUUCCCCGAUAGCAACAUACCUCUGUUGACUAGCGCUGCUGAAGAAAUCGACAUUGUAAGGGAGAAACUGCUCACAGGGAACCAACUGGAGCAGUACUCAAUCGCAAGGAUUCUGAUAUUAGUUUGCUACAACCUGCCCUCCGAGUUCGUCACCACCAUGAGCUACCUCCUCCAGUAUUCCCGCAGCGACACCACACUCGCCCUGCUGGUGCGCAUACUGUCCGGGACCAUCACGAUGCACACGCCCAGCGACUCCUCGGAGGUCAGCGCCGACACGGAGCGGUACCAGAGCCUGGUGAACACCGGCGUGGAGUACGCCCUCAGGCAGUCGAUGACCUCGGACACCCAGAUCAAGAGGUGCUUCAUAGAGGGCAAUGUGCCCGAAGACAAGAAGACCUACCUGCACCACUUCUGCCUGAACCUGAUCAAGUUGCUGAGGUGGGAGAACGGGGGCAGGGUGACGCACCUGCGCACGCGGCCGAUAGGGCGGGCGGUGGAGGCGAAUGUGCAACGCGUGGGUGCCGCCCUGCGCCACUACGCCUCCCUUCUGCGCCCCCGCCCGCCCUACACCGCGGCAUCGCUUCCCGAGAUGCCCACCUGCCACGCCCUCGCCGAGGUGUUGGACAGGGUCGACAUAACCGGGACGAAGGCGCCGCCGCCCAGCGUGGAAGCGAUAUUGAAGGUCGUCCAAGCAACGGUCAGAUACUUCUUCAGGUGCCUGCAUAUAGAAGACCUGAUGGAGAAGACGCUCGGCGUUCAGACCGCGUGCCGGCUGCUGCGCAAGCUGUGCGUGCACAGCAAGCUCGCCCGCGCCGUCGCGCUGCGCGAGCUCCUCGAGACGGCGAUGUUCCGCGAGGAGCGCGCCUUCGGCUCGAAGCCGCACGCGCCCGCGCACUGGCGCCACGACCAGCUGCUCAUGCACCUCAACCAGAAACACGGUCCAAUAACCCAAUUGACGCAAAGCCACACGUCGGUGUUCCACGCGGGCAUAAUAGGCAAGGGCGUGCGGAAAAGCAGCGACCACGACGACAACGGUCAGCUGCCGCCGAUCCUGACCACAAACAACGAGUUGCUUAUGGGCGCUUUGAUGUCCUGUAUGGACGGUAACAGCGGCAUUGUUGAGGGCGCCACAUCCAUAUCCCUGUUGCUGGUCGAGCUGGUGUCACCGGACGUCAUGUACAACGGGCUGCCAUGGCCCGACGAGGACUUCACUAAGCAAGUGAGCAUAGAGCGCGAGCUGUACAUGCGCGGCGCGCUGGAGCGGUGCGCGGUGGCGAGGGCGGCGCUGCGGCGGGCGGCGCGCGCCCGGCCCGCGCUCUGCCUCGCCUCGGCGCUGCUGCGCGCCAACGCCGCCACGCUGCUGCACCGGCUGCGCGCGCACCUCGGUGGG